AAAGAAAAAACAAUAGAGAGAGAAAUCGGGAGGCACGAAUCUAAGUUGAAAACGCUAAUCUCCAUCGAUUUCAUUUCAUUGUUCGAGCUCUAGGCGGCCGAGCUCAAAACUCCAGAUCGUCUAGUGCCCAUUAGCAGGGAAGAAGACCGAUCAAUUAUGGGUGAAUCAUUUACAAUCCAGAUCAGUGCCAACUUAGUCAAGCAGCUAGCAGAUGAUGCUGAGAAAUCAAAGAAGAGGACAAAGAGGCCAAAGCCAAAAGUACCCGAAAAAAGCAGUAAACCAUUUCAGAAAAUCAACGAAAAGCCAAUUUUCAAAGAUCCCCCCCAUGUGGCUGCUGCUCAGGGAACAGGCCAUGCUGGAUGGCCACAACAACCUCUGUUCUUAUCGCCACCAUCUCCUUCUUUAGCAGUAAAUGCGGAGUUGGAAUCCAUUCGUUCAACUCUGGAUCAAAGUGAGAAAGUUCUCCAGAAAUUGCAGAAGCAAGAAGAAGAGAUGGUACGAGAAGUGACUGAAAGAGCCAAAGAUCUCCACGAGAAGGAGUUCAAGCUUCCGAGCCAGAAACCAGUGCCCUGUUUAUUUGAGAAAGAUGCUUGCUCUGAUUGUUACAGGGACAAUAUAAUAAACCCUCUAAAAUGUGCUGAAGCUGUCAAGAACUAUGCAGACUGCGCCCGCAGAUUCAGGCAGAUGCAAACAACUACUACCGGCAGCGGGGUAAAACAGUAAUAAUUACACAAUGUUUCCAUUGUCGAGAAGAACUGAGAGACAAGAAGAAGAAGCAAAUUGCUAUUUGAAACGAGAAUUUACUUGCAGUGUUAAUAAUUUUGAAACCUGUGUUUGAAUUGGGGUUUCUUGACUAUUACUAAUACCCUCGAUUGUAGUUGUACUAUCAUUAUGAUCAUCUUGCAAUGAAAGAAAAUAUUCCUAAUUUUU
Molecule: messenger RNA, 930 nt
Organism: Impatiens glandulifera
Lineage: Eukaryota; Viridiplantae; Streptophyta; Magnoliopsida; Ericales; Balsaminaceae
Exons: 2
Coding region: 157-723 (188 amino acids)
Source: RefSeq, a predicted model, not a curated record